Molecule: messenger RNA, 591 nt
Organism: Ostertagia ostertagi
Lineage: Eukaryota; Metazoa; Nematoda; Chromadorea; Rhabditida; Trichostrongylidae
Source: the annotation of a GenBank genome assembly
AUGAAUUGCCCGAGGCGCAGGCCGAUGGCUUCAGCUGAGCCAGGUGUCUUCUUCGCCAAUUUCGGACACCACCUCCUGAGCAGCCUCCACCAGAAGGAUUCCAUGAGCACUGCUGAAGAUUUGCGCACCGGUGAAAGGGUAGCUGUCAAGAAGUUUUUCCGGCCAUUCCAAAGCACUAUACAUGCGAAAAGGACCUAUAGUUACUUCGUACACUCAAGCAUCCCAAAUGUGUUGGAAAUGAUUGAUGUCUUCACACCAGAUACAGAUGUGGCAUCGUUGAAUAAUGUGUAUUUCGUUUCCGUCUUGAUGGGUUCAGAUCUGCAGAAUAUUUUAAAAAUUCAGCGUUUGACAAAUGACCAAAUCCAAGCUUUGAUGUACCAAGUUCUGAGAGGAUUAAAGUACAUUCACUCUGCCGGAAUUGUGCACAGAGAUUUGAAACCGUCGAACAUCGCCGUCAAUGAGAUUGGUGAAGUGAAGAUUCUUGACUUCGGCCUAGCUCGAGCGGCUGAUCAUGAAAUGACUGGCUACGUAGCGACAAGAUGGUAUCGAGCCCCUGAAAUUAUGCUCAAUUGGAUGCAUUAUACACAGACU